Messenger RNA from Microstroma glucosiphilum, 620 nucleotides. RefSeq lists its product as hypothetical. The transcript has a single exon. NCBI's taxonomy places the organism in Eukaryota, Fungi, Basidiomycota, Exobasidiomycetes, Microstromatales, Microstromataceae. The record is from RefSeq and is a predicted model, not a curated record. The coding region runs from base 55 to 411 and encodes 118 amino acids.
CCCAGGGGGAAAUAUGUCCAGCCUGACACAGAGAGACAGACAGAUUGACGUCGAAUGCUGAUCCUCCUGGCUGCCCUACCACUGCUGCUCUCUCGUAUAGUACCAACAAACAGACAAUGCCCUCCCCUCUCGGACGCUGCAUCUCACUCACCUCGACGCUCCCCGUACCCACACGCACUGGCGCACAACCUCAUUGGGCUCCUCCAGUCUUGCCCUCUUGCACUCUUGCUCACGCUCUAUCGACCAGCAGAUUCUUCCUACCUCCCCAUACCCAAGACCACAUCGUACGCUCAAGAGCUGCAAGAGGUGGCAACAAUCGCCUUCAUCCGCCGAAAGCUUCGCCUGUGCAAGGAGCUGGUGGCAGAAGGGAGACAGGGGUGGCAGAAAGCCGUCCUUACGCUCAGAGUCUGAAGAGGUCGAUCGGCGAUAGCAGAGAAAGAUGGGCAGAGACCACGGCUGGGCUAGAUGGUGACGCAGACGGAAGAGAAGCUAGAUGAGGAGGAUGGGAGACUUUUCCGACUGAAAGGCAAGAUCAUCGAAGACCCUCGGAAGAAAGCCCUCGUAAUCGUGAGGCUUGACUCGUGCCAGCGGGCCUUGACUGUCACUUUGGCUUUCUUCCG